Molecule: messenger RNA, 1918 nt
Organism: Brassica napus (rape)
Lineage: Eukaryota; Viridiplantae; Streptophyta; Magnoliopsida; Brassicales; Brassicaceae
Exons: 5
Coding region: 168-1469 (433 amino acids)
Source: RefSeq, a predicted model, not a curated record
AAUGUGUAAAUAUAGGUUUGUAUAGUCUUCCACCUUUGGGACCUCUAUAAAACGGAAGAGACGGUUUCAGCUUUUGGAAGUAAAACACAGAGAGAAAGUGGAGUUCAAUCAGAAAGCCGUUUAAGAUAUUCAGCGAAUCUUGGUCGAGCUAAGAGACUUUCCCAACUAUGGGGAGACUGUUUCGUGUGUUUCGUGGAGAUUGGAAGAAAAACCAAAGGGACCACUGGCAUUUCCUCCCUUCACCCACCGAUUUUGGGUGGACUAUGUACGUGGAGGAAGCAGAGAAUUACGAAGUCGUUGAAGGCGCCAUCAGGGAGCAGUAUGGUGUAGGUGAGACAACCCCGGUGGUUAUCACCUAUGGGAUGCCUGAAUGGAUGGUUUUCCCUAGUGGAAACAUACCCCCACUGGCGAUAUCGACAUCUCAUGAUCUUCGCUCUCUGUUAACGGAGAGGCCAUGGCUGACUGAGGUUACUUUACUGGCUACCCUUGGAGCGAGGAGCGUGGCGGAGUACAACUUCCUCCGGCGUUCAAACUUCACUAUAGGUGCAACAACCUAUGUAGUUAACGGUGCUCAGGAUGAAAGAGAAAGAGCCAUAUUUGAGGGUUUGAUUUAUGGACAACGCCUUGAAACAAGUGAGAGAGUGAUGAGGGAGAUAUUUGGAGAGGAGGAGAUGCAACUUCUCUACCGAGUUGCACUAGAGAUGGCUCAUGUUGACAGGGAUGGGGGUUUCAAUGCAAUAAGUGGCGUUGGCCAGGGGAUUGACGUUAUACACAUUGAUGAUGAUGAGGACAUGGCGGAUGUUGCUAACGUGGGAGGGAAUACUCCUGAAGCUGUUGCCGCUGUUGGAGGCCUCAAUACUCUUUCUCCGAUAGGUCGCCAGCAGGUUCCAAUCAAUGCUUCCCAAGCACCAUCUGUUCUCUGGGACGUGGGGUUAGACUUAGUCAACUAUCCAGCUUUCAUAAACACGAGAAGAUGUGGUGAUCCCGACCCAAAUGAAAUUGAUUUCUGGAGAGGUUUAAUGGAAGAAGAGGCUAGAGCAACUGCGGGAGUGGGCGUCAAUGGUGAAGAUGGUGAAGGUGGUGCUACCGGAGUGAAACUACCCACUGUAGAGGCUGAGAGGGCCAAUGUCGAAGGAGCCUCUUCUACAGGGUCCACUGCAAUUGUUUGUUCUCAAUAUGGUGGCAGAGCUUCCGCUCCAGUUAAGGACGUGGGAGAAGUUACCUCAAAGAGUUACGGUGGGGAAGAAAAUGUUGGAGCUACUAAAAAGAAUGAAACUUCUGUUGUGGAUGUGACCAUACAACUUAGCGACUCUCUCCCCAACGUCUCCUCGGCAUCUGCUUCUCCUUUACCGAGUCUCUCUCUCCCAACUGAUCCAGUCUCGGGAGAUCCGACAGAGGCACCGCCGAAGAUGAAAACUGAGAAGGCCGUGCAGACUUCAUCUGAAGGUAGCGACACUGAGGGUGGGUGAUCAUAAGUUUGGGUUGGGAUGGUGAAACACUUAUGUAAUAUAUUAAUGUUUAUGUUUUCUGUUAAGGGGGGUUUGUUUUUUGGGAAAACGGUUAACAUAAAGUUUGACCAGGAAGGAUGUUUCCGUUAGGUUAAACUUUUGUGUAACCGUUUACGUUUGAGUGUUAAGAGAGUAUGUGAAGCAGAUCUUUAUGAUCAUGCAAGGGAAAUUAAGUACACGGUUAGUUGUGGGUUGGCAAAGGUGGUCUGUUUUUGUUUGCUGAAACUACAAUGUAACCGUUUCACUAUUAAUGGAAAAACAUAUCUUCUGUAAUCAGUGUUUGCUAUGUCUUGGUCACUAUAUUUGAGUUAAUUGCAUACCUUUCUUAUGUUAUACUUGAAAAAGUAGAACCGAUUUCGCUUAAAGUGAAGGAAGUUUAUAACAAUUUAACGAAACUGUUAAUGCAAGAU